GAGAGAGAAACGGACAUUGCUCACACCAUUGUUUAGACGCUCUCGCCUUUUUCUGUCUGCAACAGAAGGACGUCUGUUUAUUUGAUUUCUCUUUUUUGGCAACUGAUCUUGUUUCUUUGCUCUUCCUUUUUUACUGAUUUGCAGCUUUUUAGUGUCGUCAAGGAGAUUCGUUUGCGAAGCUACGAAGUGGUCCAUUGAUUAGGCUACGCAAUGAGGUGGCAAGUAACAUUGUUUCUUAUGCAGGUUUUUUCUUAUACGAUUGACUGUCAAAUUCGUUACUCUGUUCCUGAGGAGAUGAAAAGGGGCUCACUGAUUGGUAACGUAGCGCAAGAUCUUGGUUUGGAUUUGAAAAGGCUCCAGAGAGGACGAGCGCGCAUCGUAACCGAAGGCAGCACUCAGUACGCAGAGCUAAAACCAGACAAAGGGAUUCUAGUGGUGAGCGAGAGAAUAGACAGAGAGCAGCUUUGUGGAGAGAUCACGCCCUGUAGCUUCAGCUUCGAAAUCAUUCUGGAGAAUCCGUUGGAGCUGCAUCAGGUGACGGUUGAAAUCACUGAUAUAAAUGAUAAUUCGCCUCUAUUUCGAAAGAAUCAAAUGAGCUUCGAAAUCAGCGAGUCGGCGGCGCUUGGCUCACGCUUUGCUUUAGCAACAGCAGAGGACCCGGAUGUUGGCAUUAACGCCCUGCAAAAUUAUAUCUUGACUAAAAAUGACCAUUUUCUUAUAAAGCAACAUUCUAAUCCCGAUGGCAGUAAAUAUGCGGAAAUGGUGCUGCAGAAGUCUUUAGACCGAGAAGAGCAUCCUCAGCUCUCACUAAAGCUGAUCGCUGUGGAUGGCGGAAAUCCACAGAGGUCUGGCACUAUUAACAUAGAGGUUACGGUGUUAGACGUGAAUGAUAAUGCGCCUGUGUUUAAUCAAACCGUGUAUAAAGCCACUGUAAUGGAAAAUGCAGGGAUUGGCGCGUAUAUCACGACAGUUAACGCAACCGAUACAGAUAGCGGUUGGAAUGGUGAAGUAUCGUAUUCAUUUUCCAAUCUUAAAGAACAUUUAGCCGAAAUAUUUCAUAUUGACGGAACUUCUGGCGUUGUUACUGUUGCAGGUAAUAUUGAUUUUGAAAAAGAUAAGCGUUACGAAAUUAGAGUAGAAGCUAAAGAUCAGGGCGGACUGACUGAUACCAGUAAGGUGAUAAUAGAGGUGUCUGAUGUGAAUGAUAACACACCUGUCAUUAAUAUUAUGUCUUUUUCGAGCCCUCUGUCUGAGGAUUCACCGCUAAGUACCACGAUAGCCAUAAUAAAUGUCAAAGACGCCGAUUCCGGAAGAAAUGGGCAGAUCACGUGUACAAUAGACAACAGACUCCCUUUUAAAAUCAAAUCAACUCUUGCCAAUUACUACACAUUAGUGACAGAUGCAUUGCUUGACCGAGAGACAAAGGCAGAAUAUAAUAUAUCUGUAACAGCGACAGACAGUGGCUCACCGCCUCUUUCCACCUCGAAAAUGCUGCAUCUUAGAGUUUCUGACAUUAAUGACAACCCACCAGUAUUUGAUCAGAAUGCUUAUUAUACUACAGUACUGGAAAAUAACUCUCCUGGUACGUCAAUAUACACUGUUCACGCACAAGAUCCAGACUCAAAUCACAAUGCGAGAGUCUCUUAUUUUAUACCUGAGACACACAUCGGUGAAAAUCCAGUGUCCUCUUAUAUAUCCAUCAACUCUGAAACAGGCAUAAUGUACGCAGUACGACCAUUUGAUUAUGAACAAGUCAAACAGAUCAGAUUUACUGUUAAAGCUCAAGAUGGAGGCUCCCCACCUCUCAGUAGCAAUGCGACACUCAACAUUUUAAUACAGGACCAGAACGACAACGCGCCUCAGGUUCUGUACCCAGUCCAGACUGGGGGCUCUGUGGUGGCUGAAAUGGUGCCUCGUUCAGCAGAUGUGGGCUAUCUCGUGAGUAAAGUGGUGGCUGUUGAUGUGGACUCUGGACAGAACGCCUGGCUCUCAUAUAAACUGCAGAAAGCCACAGACAGGGCGCUGUUUGAAGUGGGCGCACAGAAUGGAGAAAUAAGAACUGUGCGCCAAGUGACCGAUAAAGAUGCUGUGAAGCAGAAGCUCACUGUUGUAGUGGAGGACAACGGGCAGCCCUCUCGUUCAGCUACGGUCAAUAUUAACGUGGCGGUGGCGGACAGUUUCCCUGAAGUGCUCUCGGAGUUCACUGACUUUACGCACGACAAGGAUUACAACGACAACCUGACUUUCUAUCUAGUCUUGGCCUUGGCUGUAGUUUCAUUCCUCUUUAUCGUCUCCAUCAUCGCCAUAAUGUCAGUCAAAUGCUACAGAUGGAGACGUGAGCGGAUGUUUUAUAAAUCAGGUGCCAAUCUGCCAGUUAUUCCAUAUUAUCCUCCCCUUUACGCAGACGUAGGAGGGACGGGGACUUUACAGCAUGUGUAUAAUUAUGAGGUCUGCAGAACGACUGACUCCAGAAAGAGUGAUCUGAAAUAUGCCAGACCUUCCAGUGAGAGCAUCAUUAGCUUGGACGCCAGUGGAACACAGACUCUGACGUAUGCGCAGAGGGAGAAACUGGCCAAUGAUGGUUCUCAUGAUCAGGUGAGGUCAUUCGUCCACUGA
Messenger RNA from Pygocentrus nattereri (red-bellied piranha), 2616 nucleotides. RefSeq names its product protocadherin gamma-A10-like. The record is from RefSeq and is a predicted model, not a curated record. Lineage: Eukaryota; Metazoa; Chordata; Actinopteri; Characiformes; Serrasalmidae. Gene Ontology annotation, molecular function: calcium ion binding. Gene Ontology annotation, biological process: homophilic cell-cell adhesion. Gene Ontology annotation, cellular component: plasma membrane. Bases 211 to 2616 code for a protein of 801 amino acids. The transcript has a single exon.